Cicer arietinum (chickpea) is the source of this 1238-nucleotide messenger RNA. RefSeq names its product GDSL esterase/lipase At5g22810-like. NCBI's taxonomy places the organism in Eukaryota, Viridiplantae, Streptophyta, Magnoliopsida, Fabales, Fabaceae. Gene Ontology annotation, molecular function: hydrolase activity, acting on ester bonds. The record is from RefSeq and is a predicted model, not a curated record.
AUGGGGUAUUCAAGUGCUUUAGCAACUUUUUUUGUUUCCCUUGUUAUUGUGGUCUUCAUUAAUGAAAUAGAUGGAAAACCUUUAGUCCCUGCAUUUUUCAUAUUUGGAGAUUCUAGUUUUGAUGUUGGCAAUAACAACAACCUACCAACUACGAUUAAAGCAAAUUUUCCACCUUAUGGAAGAGACUUUAUGAAUCACAUUCCAACCGGAAGGUUUUGCAAUGGAAAACUUACUAUCGACUUCGCAUCUGAAUUUCUUGGAUUUAUCUCUUACCAACCAGCUUACCUCAAUUUAUAUAUCAAGGGAAAAAACCUGUUGAAUGGUGCCAAUUUUGCCUCAUCUGGUUCUGGUUACCAUGAGUCUACAGCCAAACUAUAUAAAUCAAUUUCAUUGAAUCAGCAGUUGGAAUUCUAUAAGGAUAGCCAAAACGAAUUAAUGAAAAUAGCAGGACGAUCAGAUGCAUUAUCAAUUAUAUUUGGUGCUGUAUAUCUUGUUGGUGCUGGGACUGGUGAUUUUUUGUUGAAUUAUUACAUGAAUCCUUUGCUUUACAAUGUUUAUACGCCUGAUCAAUUCUCAGACAUUGUUGUGGGAUGCUAUGCCAAUUUCAUUCAGAAUUUAUAUGCACUAGGAGCAAGGAAGAUUGUUGUGACAACGUUAACUGCAAUAGGUUGCUUGCCUGCAACCAUCACUCUGUUUGGUCCUGCUCAUAGCAACAAAUGUGUAGUCAAAAUAAACAAUGUUGCUAUUAACUUUAAUCGAAAGCUCAACUCAACAUCUGUGAACUUGAGAAAAGUGCUUCCUCGCCUCAAUUUGGUCCUCCUUGAUAUCUACCAACCUCUCUAUAAUUUAGUCACUGAACCCUCUAAAUAUGGAUUUUCUGAAGCAAGGAAUAGUUGUUUUGGGACAAACUUGCUAGAGAGAACUUCUAUAUUUCGUGAUAAAAAUGUGAUUGUAAGAUUAUGUGCUAAUGCAUCUAACUAUGUAUUUUGGGACGACCUUCAUCCCACGGAGGCUGCAAACAAGUAUUUUGCUGAUAAAUUGAUUUUAGAAGGCAUUUCCGUUAUACACUAAGCAAAAACUUUAAUUAUGGUCAUACACAUCUUAGCUCUGGAAUAAUUUCCUUGAAUAGGAAUCACUUGAGUCAUAUAUAAAUCAAAUGUAUUUGUAAUAACUUUAUGUAGCAUGCAACUAUACAUGCGACAUACUUUUAUAUUCCUCUAUUAUGGUAAUAAUUUAAA